AUGGCCAUGGUCGCCGGCUGCCGGGCCUUUGGGGUGCAGGGCACCAGCUGGCUCUGGCGCAGCCGGUGGGCCCCUUUCUCCGCUGGCUUCUGCAGCCCGGGGUCAGCAGUGACCGCUCGGCCGGAGUCGGAGCCACGGCCCACUAGCAUGCGACAGCAGGACGGAAUCAGGAACAUUGUCUUAAGCAAUCCCAAGAAGAGGAACGCGCUGUCACUGGCCAUGCUGAAAUCUCUCCGAAGUGACAUUCUUCAUGAAGCUGAAAGCAAAGACCUGAAAGUCAUUAUAAUUGCAGCUGAGGGCCCUGUGUUUUCUUCUGGGCAUGAUUUGAAGGAGCUGACAGAUGCACAAGGCCGUGAUUAUCACACUGAAGUAUUUCAAACCUGUUCUGAGGUCAUGAUGCUGAUACGGAACCACCCAGUCCCCAUCAUUGCCAUGGUCAAUGGCUUGGCCACAGCUGCCGGCUGCCAGCUUGUUGCCAGCUGUGACAUUGCUGUGGCAAGUGACAAGUCCUCUUUUGCCACACCUGGGGUCAACGUUGGACUUUUCUGCUCUACCCCUGCAGUUGCCCUGGGGAGAGCAGUGCCCAGAAAGGUGGCCCUGGAGAUGCUUUUUACUGGGGAGCCCAUUUCUGCUCAGGAGGCCGUACGCCACGGCCUCAUCAGCAAAGUGGUGCCAGAGGAGCAGCUGGAGGAAGAGACCGUGAGAAUAGCAAAGAAGAUCGCUUCUUUGAGCCGCCCCGUGGUGGCAUUGGGCAAGGCUACCUUUUACAAACAGCUUCCCCAAGACCUUAGAACAGCAUAUUAUCUUGCCUCGCAGGCCAUGGUGGACAACCUAGCCCUGCAGGAUGGGCAGGAAGGAAUCGAGGCCUUCAUCCAGAAGAGAAAGCCCAUCUGGUCGCACUGA
Cricetulus griseus (Chinese hamster) is the source of this 903-nucleotide messenger RNA. NCBI's taxonomy places the organism in Eukaryota, Metazoa, Chordata, Mammalia, Rodentia, Cricetidae. The record is from RefSeq and is a predicted model, not a curated record.